AUGACUGGACCAUGCGGAGCCAGCAGGCUGAUCGAUGGGGUCGCAGCAACGAGCGGCCCUCCAAAUAAGAGGGAGGACAGUGCCGUCGGCUCGGUCCAGCAGCAGGCGAGGACCACGGUGGUGAGUACGUCAGGAAGGACGCAUUUCGCCGACGAGGGCAGGGAGAACGUGACCGUCCUCGUUGGCCAGCCGGCCGUUUUGCACUGCAAGGUUAGGAACCUCGGCAACAGAACGGUCUCCUGGAUAAGAAAGAGGGAUUUGCAUAUCUUGACGUCUAUGGCCCACACGUACACGAGCGACGCGAGGUUCACCGUUAUCUACAACGCCGAAGCCCCGGACGAUUGGAAUCUAAGAAUAGAUUUGGUGCAGCCAAGGGACGAGGGUAUCUACGAGUGCCAAGUCAACACCGAGCCGAAAAUACACCUGGCGCACAAUCUUCGGGUUCUAGACGUGAAAGUGGAGAUCUUGGGCCAAGAGGAGGUGCACGUGAUGAAGGGCAGCACGAUCAGCUUGACCUGCACGGUCAACUCGCAGGGCGUGCCGCCGAGCAACGUGACUUGGUACCACGCCGGCACGGUCAUCGACUUUGACGGCCCAAGGGGUGGCGUAUCACUCGAGACGGAAAAGUCCAAAGGCGGCACCGUGAGCAAGCUCAUGAUAACCCGAGCGUCCCUCGGCGACAGCGGCAACUACAGCUGCGUAUCGAGCAAGGCUGCCCGCGCUACCGCCUACGUCCACGUGCUCAACGGGGAACAACCGGCAGCCAUGCAACACGGUGACGCAGGCACGACCGCGAGCCUGGGACUCUUACGGUCGAGCGGCCUCUCGAUACUUCUGCUGACGCUUCUUCAGCUAUUGCUCAGAUGAAGGGGCCACAAUGACUGUCGCCGCUAUAAACACACGGAUUUAUGCCCAUAGGUACUUAAUAGGGUUACGCAUCAAGACGACGA
Copidosoma floridanum is the source of this 950-nucleotide messenger RNA. RefSeq names its product zwei Ig domain protein zig-8-like. The record is from RefSeq and is a predicted model, not a curated record. Lineage: Eukaryota; Metazoa; Arthropoda; Insecta; Hymenoptera; Encyrtidae. Gene Ontology annotation, cellular component: neuron projection membrane. Gene Ontology annotation, biological process: synapse organization.